Baudoinia panamericana UAMH 10762 is the source of this 358-nucleotide messenger RNA. RefSeq lists its product as uncharacterized. The record is from RefSeq and is a predicted model, not a curated record. The transcript has a single exon. Lineage: Eukaryota; Fungi; Ascomycota; Dothideomycetes; Mycosphaerellales; Teratosphaeriaceae. Bases 84 to 272 code for a protein of 62 amino acids.
AGCACAUUGUUCGUCGAUUCAUCACACAAGGGCAUGCUCAUGCCGCGGUCGAGUCAUGUUUUCCUCCAGUUGUCAUCCAUUCAAUGCUCAAUCCUCGCAAUAUGCAGGUCAGCUCUCAGGGAGGAGUACGUUUGACCAUCCUCGGAAUGUACGCCUUCUGGUACGUAGUCGAAGAAAGGUCAUCAAGGUUAAACACUUGCACCAGUAUCGUUCUUAGCUUGGCCAAGGCGUUGUGCUCUUGCGAGGCUUGUCCUCAAUCUCUAUCAGUAUGAUGGCGACGUCGAAAUCGAUCGCUCUACUUGCGAGAGUUCCAGCUAGGCUUCAUAUUUGUUCACUAAACAACGUAACCGCAGCAUCU